CUAAAACAAGGCAAGAAGGGCGAAAAAGGACAAAAUUGAUGCGUUGAAAUGGGACCCAUAUAUUGAAAAGCACCGAUACUUUCUUCACAGAGUCUUAGUCCGUCCGGUGUGACUCAACGGGCAAACUUUUCGCCUAUUAUGCCAAGUCUACUUAUCCCUGAGCAUGUUGAUCUGCUCGGCAACCCAAAUCCUGUUUUGAAGUGGCUUGAGGAACAGGAUGUGGAAAGCCAACAGAGUUAUGCUCAAAACAUAUUCGAUACGAUUCUGGGGGAAGCCGCCCAACCCAGAUCUGUCUCAGGUAACGCCUGUGUGAGACUUUGCGGCUUCGUGGAGAGGACUUCCAAGUCUGAGUCACAGACGCUUCAGCUUUGGGCCUUUUCUCGGGAUGUAGCUUUUCGGCUGUACGAUUUCUACAUUGAUUGGAAUGAGUUUGAUCACCAUCGGUCCAUGAGACUUGUCCUGGACUUGAUAGCGCAGCUUCUCCGGAGGAAUCCUGAUAACAAAGCCGCUCUGGAUACACGAAAUUCCCUCCUGGAUAACCUCAUCUCUAUUGUAAUCGGCCGUUCUACUAAGCCUGUGGCUAAGUCAGCACUCAAGACUCUUGACUACUUCCUCCUCAAGGGAGUUUUUAACUUGGAUGACGUCAAAGCAACUCAUCUCUCUUGUCAUCAGGAAUUAGCCGAUGCUGCUGAUAUUGAGAUAUGGAGGGUCUUCACAACAGAGCUGCUACAAUGGACUCGGUUACACUUCAUUUGCCCUGCAGCCGGGAAGUUCAUCGUGAGCCUGUUCCGUGCUCUGAGGCAAAGGGGCCAUGAAGACUCCACAGGUUUGGGUAUAGGUACAUGGCAUAAGUGGCUACUCGAUUUUCUAUCAGAGGAGCCAAAUCUUUUGGAGAACUUCAAGAAUUACAUCUUUUCUCCCCUAUUCAAGGCCGAUAGACCGGAGAGUCUGAAGUUUCUGCAGCAUGUGAAUCAAAAUGAGUCUAGCUCAGCGAUCACAGCUGGCUCUGAUGAUUUCGGUGCAAGUGCGCUCCUCACUUUGGCUGCCUUGGAAAUGGGAAAGAAAGUUGGGCUUGUUGAAGAACCAUAUAUUGGCAGCGACCAGUCAACCGAGGACAAUUCAUCCAUCACUCUACAGGAAAAUACUCUUGAGAGCGUUCUGACGCAUCCUUCCCAUGAAGUUCGGACGUCAGCGCUCAGUCUUCUUAUUAGCUCCCCGUCAACAACACGACCAUACUCGGCUACCACUUUAGAUCUACUCAAGAGACAUCUGGCCACAUUCUUCGCUGACCCAGAUGCCAAAUUCCGAGUAGAUGUGUGUGCUCGAUCAAGGGACAUGUUCAAAAGAGUUCGUGGCGCAAUCUCGGUAUUGAAGAAGAGCAUUCCACGAGCAAGGGCAAAGGCCAGAAAAAACGCUUCGAAAGAUCCAGCUAGCCAGCCGGCAUUAUACCGCACUAACAUACUUUCAUGGUCAGAGUCUGAGUUAGUAUCUUGUCUUGAUUACCAUGAGAAAUUCCUUCAUUGGUAUUUGAGAUUCCUAUGUGCCGAAUUAUCACCUACUGCUUCUUAUCAGCGACACAUCACUUCCCUUAAGAGCUUAAUAUCGAUAUUUCGCAUGGAGGGAGAGCGUUCAAAAACUUGGGAAACAGCAGAUGAUCAGCAGCUAUUCUUUGACCAUUUUGACGGAAAGUGGGCUCGAGUGCUCGCAGAUCUAGUAAUGGAUCCCUUUGAUGAUGUUCGGGAAAUUGCUUCGCUAGCAAUGGCCCAGGCAUAUGCUGACAAGAGAUAUCAAAAAUUCACUCUUGAUUCUGCAGAGUCAGAACAAAAGUCUUCGAAGCAGCUGAAGGAGCUUUUACACCGAGCUGAAAAAGUGUCAGUUCGGACUGCCAGAGCUGAUCACUCUGAUGGUGUCGCCAGAGCCUCGCAAUUAUUAUACAAAUUUUUAGACACUGAAGAUGAGCGACUAGGACUACUUUCAAAGCUUGUCGACACACUAGAUCAAAAGAUAUCAAGAGCAGAGUUAGACCUGGGACAAGCCGUUCUAGAACAGCCACUGCACAGUACGUUUGCUUCAUUAUGCUUCACCUGGCAGGCUGUUUCUGAAAAGAAAUUGUCAAAAUCUGAGGCAGAAUCUGCUACUGCACUGCAGGAGAGGAUGAUUGUUUGCUGUGAGCGAGUUUGGAAAGCUGUGCGCGAUGUUCUUUGCGACGACUCUCCUGAAGGCCAUCUACCUGAAGAGAUGGAAGAGAUGGAGGGCCUCGAUACUAAAGGUCUUUUGAGUUAUAGUUUCCGUGCUGUUCACGAGUCAAGUAAUCUGAUGCGGACGAUUGUGCAGAGUAUGAGAAAUAGAUCCCGAGAGGGGCUCAUCACCCCAUCACGAAAAGCGUUUGAAGCUAUUGGAAAUCUAUCAUUCACACAGCUGGCCAACUUAAGGCAUCGCGGCGCAUUCACUACAGUUGCUGCGACAUUUGCGACGUGCUGCCAGUUGACCAAACAUCUGGAUCCCGUUGAGGGCGAGGUAUCACUGCUAGAGGUCUGGUACCAGGGCACCUUGAAGGAAAUCUUCAACCAGAGAUCCACUACUCGACGAUCUGCUGGUAUUCCGUCGAUGAUGACGGGAAUUCUCUCCGCGAAUGCGGGUAAUCCAUCAUUUGAAGAUGCCAUGGCCAAACUCAUCGACAUUGCCAGCAUCGAGGCGCAUGUAGUAGAAACUGACGGAUCUAAUCUGCCACAAGUUCACGCUUAUAACUGUCUCAAAGAUAUCUUCAAGAACUCGCUGCUCACAUCCAUGGGCAACAAAUCUGAAAAGUAUCUUCCUCAGUGUCUCGAACUGGCUGCCAGUGGGCUCAGAUCAGAGAUUUGGGCCAUCCGUAACUGUGGCUUGAUCUUUCUUCGCAGCUUGAUCGACAGCCUCUUCGGCUCUCAAGAGAGCAAAGCCAUGAUUGAGGCUGGCUGGGACGGAAAAGCCAAUCGAAUCCCCUACCACCGUUAUCCUACUCUUCCAUCAGUACUGGCAAGUCUUCUUAAAUCCGGCCGUACGAUGGUAACAUCAGCAAAUGCAACGUCAUCUGCUGAAUCGGUCUUCCCAGCCUUGGAUAUCAUUCGUCGAGCAGGACCACCUGAUCUCCUGCGAGAUGAGAUCCAGAUAUAUGUUGCUGCGUAUCUCUCAAGCCCGGUGUGGCAUGUUCGUGAGAUUGCUGCUAGGACUCUCUGCUCCUGUCUGUUGCACGACAAGUGGCUUAGCGUCGUCCAAGAUUUACUGCGCCAGGCAUUGAAUGACAAAAGUGUUAAUGGCCAAAACCAUGUACACGGUGUACUGCUCUCCCUCAAAUUUCUAAUCGAAAGAUUUACUGAGGUAGCGCUGGAUCGCCUCAUUGCUGACCUCCCUGAACUGACAGCGUUCCUCGAGACAAGCCACAUCGACAGCCUAUACGUUAACUGUCCAGAUGUUAUUGCCGCAUAUCUAGAAGUCGUCAACAUGAUAUGGAUAUCACAAAUCUCCAGAUCUCAGCCCCUACAGCCAUCCAAGGUCCUAGUACCAACGACGCAAGGGUCUGCGCUGCUCAAAGCUCAAAGCACUAUAAGCAAAAUACUUUUGGCUUCUCAAGGCAAGGAGCCUGUUCAACAAGCAAGGACUGUAUUAUUCGAAAGCCGCCUCGGCGCCGAUAUCAUGGCUACUGCUCUGGAAUCAAUACCGAGACUGUGGCACUCCACGUCAACUCCAAGCGAAAUUCGAAUUGCUCUAUGUGAUUUGUACAUCGAUGUUUGCCUUAGAACCAAGUUUACGGAACCUCAAGUGGUCGCCAUUGAGAACUUGGUGGAGCUGAUGAACCAGCUCAUUACGGAAGACAAGCUCGACUCCUUGCCUAUAUCCUCUCUCAUGAAUUUGUGGAAUAUGCUACCACAAGGCUCACUGAACCCUUCUCUCUCCAAUGCAAUUGUGAGAGCCAGCGGCUGUUUAGUAGCCAUCAUGAACCACCAUCAGCGCCUUCCAGCUACUGCAUUCCGGAAUUGGGGGACAAUGAUGGCUGAUGCAGGCUCAGACGACAAGAGCUUCGAUACCCGCUUCGCAGCUGCUCAGUCUCUAUGCUCAUUCUUCAGCGUCGCUGGAGCAUCUUCUACCCGCGAGGAAUAUCUCCCUGCAAUCAUUGUACUAUACGAUACCCUGAAUGACGAUGACGAUGAAGUGCGAGAAGCAGGAUCUGCCGCAGCAAAGAGCAUUCUUGGCCAAAACCUAGUACCCCUAGAGGCAUCUAACCGCCUCCUCCGAUGGCUCAUCCAAAACUUUAGUACCAGCGCUGACCUGAAGGCUAUUACCGCAAGCCGUGUUGCUGGAUAUCGCCAUGAGCAGCUGUGGAGUUCACCGGGUGCUCAGCUUGCUGCUGCGCUCAGGUCAGAUGAUUCGCUGUUCGCAGUCGAAGAGCAGAAUUUGUUCAUCGAUGAGGUUCGUGAGGCCAACCGAUGGGCUACCGUCUUCCAGUCUCUCAAGUGGGAUGAAGGCAAGUCGGAAGAUGGCGAGAUACUAGGCAAGUUGGAUGAAUGGCUUCUCGAUGGCCUGGCACAGAUGCAGCAACUCCUGGAGCAAGAAGACGGUCCUUUGGGCUGGGCUUCAAAUCCAUCCGUCUUCGCCAUCUGUGCUUCCAUUCUCCGCAGCUCAGUUGUAUUGGGAAAAACUUACGGCAGCCCGAAGUUACGCCAGGCCAUUGCACAAUUCAAAGACUUGGUAAAAUCUCCAAAUCAUCAUCACGUUUCGAAAUUGCUUAUGGAGCCGCUGGAAGAGCUGUAGAAGAUAUAGAAUAGAAUAUAUUAUAAGAAAGUCAAUCAUGAACAGGAC
Trichoderma asperellum CBS 433.97 is the source of this 4833-nucleotide messenger RNA. RefSeq lists its product as uncharacterized. Lineage: Eukaryota; Fungi; Ascomycota; Sordariomycetes; Hypocreales; Hypocreaceae. Gene Ontology annotation, biological process: tRNA methylation. The record is from RefSeq and is a predicted model, not a curated record. Gene Ontology annotation, cellular component: cytosol.